This is a messenger RNA of Osmia bicornis bicornis, 735 nucleotides long. RefSeq lists its product as uncharacterized. NCBI's taxonomy places the organism in Eukaryota, Metazoa, Arthropoda, Insecta, Hymenoptera, Megachilidae. Bases 142 to 417 code for a protein of 91 amino acids. The record is from RefSeq and is a predicted model, not a curated record. The transcript has 2 exons. Gene Ontology annotation, molecular function: nucleic acid binding.
UACACCCGUCGGUUGCGCAGCACAUAAUCAACAAGUUUCUGACUCGGAAGGGUGAAAAACCAGCUGAAAUUUUUAAGUCGCAUCGUUACCUGCGAUGAAACAUGGGUGCACCAUUACACGCCUAAGUCAAAACAUGCGAGCAUGGAGUGGAGAAGAAGUGGCGAGGCGGCUCCGGUCAAAGCCAAAACUCGGCUGUCGCCUGGGAAAAUUUUUGCAACUGUUUUGUGGGACUUCCGAGGCGUAUUGUUAAUUAAUUUUCUUCAUGAAAGCCGUACGAUUAAUGCUGCCUACUAUUGCCAACUUCUUGCUGAGCCAAAACUUGCAUCUCGACGGAAAAGACGGGAUAUGCCCAUACGAGAAGUUCUUCUUCCAUACAACAAUCAAUGGUUUGCAGAGGGCGCAUCUAUCGAAUUUUAACACUGUUGCCACAUUCAUGAGUUCGCGCGCGCACGGGUUCCGAGAUAAAUGGUAAACCCUGUACAGAUACAUUGACUUCACAAAAAUGGAAGAAAAUGCAUCGAACGGGAUUGGACCACCCUCCUUAUAGUCCAGAUUUAAGCCCGUAUGAUUAUCACAUGUUUGGACCAUUAAAGGCGGAGUUGAGAGGACGUCAAUUCAUCGACGAUGAUGGCGUGGAGGCGUUCGUGUGCAACUAGCUUACGACAAACCCAACGCCUUUUUUCGAUGACGGAAUCAAAAAGUUGCCUAUCCGUUGGGAAAAAUGUGUAAAUAAAG